AUGAAUAAUCAAAAUCAACAGGACAAUAGUAAUACUAACUAUUAUCAAGAACAACAACAAAGACAGCAACAGCAACAGCAGCAACAACAAAGGCAACAGCAGCAACAACAAAGGCAACAGCAGCAACAACAGCAAUAUCAACAGCAAUAUCAACAGCAAUAUCAACAGCAACAGCAACGCAUACCCAUUCCACGAUUAAACAGUUAUUCUAAACGUCAUCAAACACUUGUAUUACCAUCUACUCGAGUUAACAAUAGUGAACUUGCCAGAGCUCCAUUAAUUUUACCAUCCCAAGCUGCUCCUAGUCCUGCAAAUAGUUCAAAUACACGUAUCAGCCAACAACAACAACGACCAUCUUCGCGAUACCAGGACUUAUCAAGGCAACAACAACACCAGCCACAGUUACAUCCACAAUUACACUCUCAACUAGCUUCUCCGUUUGUUAGACAACACCUAUCUCAAUCACCUAUACAGUCACCACAUUCACCACGUGUAUACCCUAAUCAAGACCAAAACCAGCAAUUUAAAAGGAAAAUGAGCUAUACUAUGUUUUCACCGAACCCUGCGAGUCCUUUGUACCCUAGUACAUCAUCACAAUCGAACAGCAAUAAUAGAGGUGGUAACAACAACAGUGCAUCGUCACCAACUACAAAGAAGUUGAAAACAGACGAUUAUUUAUUUGGUACUUCACAUGGGUCCCCAUUAGCUACUUCGCCAUUACCCACGUCUGCUGCAUUACAACCAAACAUCAGCUAUACCAGGCGAUCAAAUACACUAAACGCAACAGCCAAACCUACUGCUGCCGCUAACAUUGCAUCUAUUAAAAAGGAGAAAACCCCUGAAAAUGAAAACGAGGAUCAACGAUUCCUAAGGUUAGCUCGAGAUGCAUUGGUUGCCACUGCCCAAGGUAUUAACCAAAAUAAUCGUGAAGUUGUUGAUCCAACAAUUCUGGAUUUAUUAACAAGAUUACAGUAUGCUUCUUCACCUCAUGGAAACCCCAUUUCUAAACUGGAAGGAUUAGAAGCCAAUGAUGCAGGACAAUUGAACAUCCAAGGGUUUUAUCAACUGUUUCCUAACUUGAGUAACAAUGUAUUUGCCACAGGUGGUGACGUCACUACGACUGACGAUGCUAAACAAACUAGUAUUACAAGUAGUAGUCAGGAACACGGAAGAGGUGUGACAAGUAAAUACAAUCCUGCUGGUAAUGAACUGGGAUGGAAUUUCUUGAUCGGGGAACCGCUACAAUUGAAAAGUGAUGCCGAACGACAAAGGGAAAGUAAAAACUACUCCCAUAAUAGUAAUAGACCUACUGGUCGCGCUUCAUCAAUCACAUCUUUGCUUAAUGAUACACCACUGCCAAUACAUCCAAUUUCUUUAGCUACGUCAGCCAAUCAAGCAUUACUGCAAAAGAAACGACCACCAACAACUAAAACCACCAGAAACACCAAGAAAACCAAAACAACAACAUCAUCCCCCGCUUUCAAAGAUCAAGCACGUAAGUUUCUUUGUGAUAAAUGCUCAAUGACAUUUCGUCGAUCUUCCGAUUUGAAACGACAUGCAAAGCAACAUCUUAGUAUUCCGGCUAAUAUAUGUCAAUAUUGCGGUAAAGGUUUUGCUAGAAAAGAUGCAUUAAAAAGACAUAUGGGAACUUUAACAUGUAAGAGAAAUGCAACAAAGAAGUUGUAUGUUGAUAAUUUGGCAUUUUUGAAUAAUGGAGGAGGACGAGGAAGUAAUGGUGGAGAAGGAGAGGAGGAAGAAGAAGAAGACGAAGAAGACGAAGACGAAGACGAUGAUAGCGAGAAUGAUGAUGAUGAUGAUGAUGAUGAUGAUGAUGAUGAUGAUGAUAAUGAUGAGGAAGAAAGCGAUCGAAAAGGAAAUAAUCGAAAGAAGAGUAAGUUUGGGAACAACCACGAUGACGAAGAUGACGAUGAUGAGGAAGAGGAAGAUGAUGACAAGAAACCAAAGUUUCCCACUUUCGGUUAUCAAAAGGGUAAUUGGAAGGUGUAA
Molecule: messenger RNA, 2007 nt
Organism: Lodderomyces orthopsilosis Co 90-125
Lineage: Eukaryota; Fungi; Ascomycota; Pichiomycetes; Serinales; Debaryomycetaceae
Exons: 1
Coding region: 1-2007 (668 amino acids)
Cellular component (GO): nucleus
Source: RefSeq, a predicted model, not a curated record